AGUCGAAAAUCCGUGUAUAACUUAUAGUUGGACCUCUGUACACGUGGUCCCUCCAUACCCAUGGUUCCAUCACAUCUGUGGUUCCACAUUCACAGAUUCAACCUAUCAUGGAUUGUUUAGUACUACAGUAUUUACUGUUGAAAAAAAAUCUGCAUAUAAGUGAACCCACACAGUACUUUCUUUUCUUUUCUGUCCUUAUCUGGCUUUGGUAUCAAGGUAAUGCUGUCCUCCUAAAAUGAGAUUGUGAAGUAAGUAUUAUUAAUCCCACCUGGUAAAUUUGGAGGCUGACAUUUUGAGAGGUUAGAUAACUUGCGUGAAGCCGAACAGCUAGUUAGAGGCAGAGUUGGGAUUGGCUCUCAAACCCCAUUCUUAAGCAUUGGGCCACUCCCUCCCAAGAGAGACUUCUUGCCUCACUAUAAAGUCUGCCUAGAGAAGGAGCAUUGGAGUCAGGACUUGAAGACAUGUAUGAGAACAGCAGAGAGGAGAGGUGAGGGCAGAGGCUGGGACCCAAGGUCACACCUUCAUGCUUUCGCCAGCACCAUGUGGGAGUAGAGGGGGGCCAUUUCUGGGUCAGUCGAUGCUGCUCCUGUGGGUCCCCUGGAGCGAUUGUUUGUGAUGCCCCAGGAGCAGGGCAGAGGCCUCCAGGGUGUGUGACCCAGCUGGUGCUGAGCUCCUCGUCUCUCCCCCACCUCCCUGAGUGCUACAGGUAGGGAGCAGGAUGGUGAUUGUUGCGGCGGGCUGCGUGCUGCUCCUGAUGGGCAUAUUUGGGAAGAUCGGGGCUGCGUUUGCCACCAUCCCAACCCCUGUGAUCGGAGGCAUGUUCCUGGUGAUGUUUGGGGUCAUCACUGCCGUGGGGAUUUCCAAUCUUCAGUACGUGGACAUGAACUCGUCCAGAAACAUCUUUGUCUUUGGCUUCUCCAUCUACUGUGGGCUUGCUGUUCCCAACUGGGUGAACAAGAACCCGGAGAGGCUCCACACAGGGAUUCUGCAGUUGGACCAGGUCAUCCAGGUGCUGCUGACCACGGGCAUGUUUGUUGGUGGAUUUCUGGGCUUUCUACUGGACAACACCAUCCCUGGAAGCCUGGAGGAGAGAGGCCUCCUGGCGUGGAAUCAAAUCCAGAAGUCUGAGGAGACUACGAAGAUCUCGGAGGUCUACAGCCUCCCCUGGGGGAUCGGCACCAGGUUCUGCGCAUCCUCCUGCACCCGAUGCCUCCCCUUCUGGCCCAAACUGGAACGUGGUGGGAGAGGUGAGGUGGGGGUGAGCCAGCUGACGCUCUGCUCCUGGGACCCCUCAGAAGAGCGACCCAAGGGCGCCACAGACACCAGGAUGUAAGGACGCUCCUUCUGCACGUCCCAGAGGCUUCACUAUCCCCCCACCCAAUGUGCUGAGCUCCCCACUCACGUAUGGAGGGGACCCUGCCCUCUUGAGUACCUCUGCACCCCGCACGUGGUGGCAGCCAAAUAAGUAUUAGAUUAAGACCAUGACAAGCAUGCUUUGACCCAGUCACUUAGUCACCGAGGUCUGGCCUCAAGCUGCUUCCUUCCACCAUGCUCCAGCCCUCCCAUCUCCAGUGUAAACCAGUCCUCUUGGCAGUAUUUUGAUGCAUCGGGAGGAAGAGGCUUUGGGUGGGGCAGGCGACGGAGAUGGGGCUGUUAGCUGAAAGGUGACGGGAACAGUUCUCUUCCUCCCCAAAGAGGCUGGAGGCCCUGCCAGCCCCCCCAGGCCCUUCUCUUCCAGACGCUGCUUCUUCCAGGCCUCUCCCCUGCAGGUCCCUCCCCGCCAGGCCCCUGCCAUUUGUGAACACCGAAGGGCCAGCAAAGCUACAAUCCCUGCACCAGUCCUUGGGGUCAGACUGUGUAUCACAGGACGGUAUAGUGAGGCUGUGGGCCCUGGCGCUGUGGAGUCAGGACCAGGUUUGGAUCCUAAGACUUAACCUGCAUGUCAGGUUCUCACAGGGACAUGAAACAGUCAAAGCAUUUGAGAGGCCUUCAGUGGAGCAGAGCCACUGUUGUUAUGAUAUAUAAACUGUAAAGAGCCAGGCGAACCUGUUCUCUCUGCAUCCUCAGUGGAUUAGUCAGGAUUCUCUAGAGAAACAGAGCCAAUAGGGGGUGUGGGGGUGUGUAUACACAUACAUGUCUGCAGAGAGAUAUAUACAUGU
Molecule: messenger RNA, 2159 nt
Organism: Orcinus orca (killer whale)
Lineage: Eukaryota; Metazoa; Chordata; Mammalia; Artiodactyla; Delphinidae
Product: solute carrier family 23 member 1-like
Exons: 4
Coding region: 719-1333 (204 amino acids)
Biological process (GO): transmembrane transport
Cellular component (GO): membrane
Molecular function (GO): transmembrane transporter activity
Source: RefSeq, a predicted model, not a curated record